Molecule: messenger RNA, 1957 nt
Organism: Dothidotthia symphoricarpi CBS 119687
Lineage: Eukaryota; Fungi; Ascomycota; Dothideomycetes; Pleosporales; Dothidotthiaceae
Product: mevalonate kinase
Exons: 3
Coding region: 56-1750 (564 amino acids)
Biological process (GO): ergosterol biosynthetic process; isoprenoid biosynthetic process
Cellular component (GO): cytoplasm
Molecular function (GO): mevalonate kinase activity; ATP binding
Source: RefSeq, a predicted model, not a curated record
UGACAACGCCUGCUGCAUCCUUUGCUCGUUUGUUAGGCUGUGCAUAGAUUUGAGCAUGGCAGCGAACGGCAGCAUCCGAAAAACGACAUUUGACGCGCCAGGCAGUCUUCGGCCGAAAACCACCACGUCCCACUCCACGCAAACGCCCGAGUCUUCUCCCACCGACACGAUGCCUGCGCAAUUGGCACCCAGUAUGCCUGCUUCCAAGGCGUCCACAACAAUCAGCGCGCCAGCGCUGCGCAGGAAGCAAUCGUCGCCCAUGAUGCCGCCCUUCAUGGUCUCUGCGCCAGGAAAAGUUAUUGUGUAUGGCGAACAUGCCGUCGUACACGGCAAGGCUGCAAUUGCUGCCGCUAUCUCCCUCCGCUCGUAUCUCCACGUCUCGUUUCUGUCCAAGUCGAACCGGACCGUCCGAUUGCGAUUCCCCGACAUACAAAUGGAACACACGUGGAAUAUCGAUGAUCUUCCAUGGGACAGUUUCUCCAAGUCGGGGAAGAAAAAGUACUACUACGACCUCGUCACCUCGCUAGACCCAGACCUCCUCGCCGCCAUCCAGCCCUGCAUCGACGCAGUCUCGCCCGAAGCCCCCGAAUCGAUACGCAAGAUACAUCAUGCAUCCGCAUGCUCCUUUCUAUAUCUGUUCCUCUCAUUAGCGUCGCGGAAAGUGCCACCAUGUGUGUACACUCUGCGCUCAACAAUACCAAUAGGCGCAGGCCUGGGCAGCAGUGCGAGUAUCUCUGUCUGCAUCAGUGUUGCGUUACUUCUUCAGAUCCGCGCAUUGAGUGGGCCCCACCAGGAUCAGCCUCCACAAGAAUGCGAGCUCAACAUUGAACGAAUAAAUCGCUGGGCAUUUGUGGGCGAAAUGUGCAUACACGGCAACCCUUCGGGUGUCGAUAACACAGUGUCCUCAGGUGGAAAGGCGGUCCUUUUCCAACGGCGAGACUACGACAAACCGCCCAUGGUUACACCGCUUUACAACUUCCCAGAACUGCCUCUACUUCUCGUCAACACACGGCAAUCGCGCAGCACGGCCACUGAAGUCGCCAAAGUCGCCAACCUCAGAACCGUACAUCCCGAUAUCACAGAAAACAUACUCAAUGCCAUUGGUCUGGUCACAGAAUCCGCGCAUAAGCUCCUUGUCUCGCCCGACUUUGAUCCCAAAUCACACGCCUCUCUCAAGCAUCUCGGCGAGCUUGUGACUAUAAAUCACGGCUUGCUUGUCUCACUAGGCGUAUCGCACCCAAAACUCGAGCGUGUGCGCGAACUCAUUGACCACACUGGCAUUGGCUGGACAAAACUUACUGGUGCGGGAGGUGGCGGCUGCGCGAUAUCGAUCAUCAAACCAAAACCGCCUGUCCAUACAAAUGGUCACAGCAACGAAGCACAUCACGACUCAUCUGAGGACGAAUCAGACAUUUCUUCCGAUGCAGACUGUGCCGCCUCAAUCAUUUCAAAUGGCACAAAGCUCAAACAUAAGAUCCUGGAUUCCCUCGAAGUUAAACUGGAAAAGGAGGGAUUCGAGAAGUUCGAGACAACGCUCGCAGGUGACGGCGUUGGUGUCUUGUGGCCUGCGGUAUUGCAUAAUGGGAACGAGGAGGAGGGCGGAGAAGAGAUUGAUCAAGAGAAGUUCCUGAGGGCAGAGGGAACCGUGGGGAUUGAGCGGUUGGUAGGUGUGGAAAGCGGGAGGAGAAAGGUUCGAGAAGUUAGGGAGGGCUGGAAAUUCUGGAGGCCGUGGGAAACGCCCGAAGAGUGAUCCAUGAUGCCAUUUAUUUCUUGAAAGCGUUUUUUUCGUGCUUUCCUUUCUCUUAAUUUCCGAAUCUUAUUCUAGCACACAGCCGGGACUGUGGAGGGACGGAGAAGAACAGAAGCUUGGGGGCAAGUCGAGUAGCUUCUUAUCUGUAUAUUCAGAUAUGGUGGCGACGUAUUGUUUAUUGAUCUAAUACAUGUCCCUAAUUUCCAC